AUGGCUCCCAUCAGCAAGACUCUCGCCAUCGCUGCCACGGCCUUUGCGGCCUUAAGCGCGGCUGCUCCUGGCCACAGCCACGGCCACAAGCACAACCACAAGCGCGACGCGGUUACCGUCUGGGAGACCAAGACCGUCACCACCUGGACCACCAUCGAUGUCACCACCACCAUCCUGCCCGGUCAGCAGGCUCCUCCUAGCACCAUCAUUGAGGAGAGCAUCAACCAUGCCACCGCUCCCGAGCCCGAGCCUGAGCCUGAGACCUCUACCAGCACCACUACCACUACCACCAGCACUAGCACCAGCACUGCUGAGCCUGAGACUUCCACCACUGUUGAGCCUGAGGUCACUGUCCAGACUCCCGAAGUCCAGGUCGUCAAGCCUAGCGUCCCUACUGUCUCCGUGCCCACCGAGAUCCCUAUCCCUACACAAGAGCCUGAGCCUGAGACGACUACCCAGGCUCCCGCCCCAGUUGAGACCUCGACUGUUGAGCCUGUUGCCUCUGCUGGUUCCGGCUCUAGCUCUGGCUCUGGCGGCCCUUGCUCUGCUGGCUCUCCCUGUGUCGGCCAGGUCACCUUCUAUGACACCGCCACCUCCAUGAGCGCACCCAGCAGCUGCGGCCUCGUCAACGAUGGCUCUUCCGAGGACGUUAUCGCUCUGCCCGUCGGCAUCAUGCAGGACAGCGACUGCGGCCGCACCGUCGUCAUCAAGUACAACGGCAAGACCUCCAAGGGUACCGUUGUCGACAAGUGCAUGGGCUGCGACGACACCUCGAUCGACCUGUCGCGCCACUUCUUCAGCCUGCUCGCCUCCUUCGACGCCGGCAGACUCCACGGUGUUGAGUGGUACCUGGAGUAA
Messenger RNA from Aspergillus calidoustus, 858 nucleotides. Lineage: Eukaryota; Fungi; Ascomycota; Eurotiomycetes; Eurotiales; Aspergillaceae. The record is from the annotation of a GenBank genome assembly.